Messenger RNA from Chanos chanos (milkfish), 4039 nucleotides. It is a transcript of the gene hdlbpb, whose product is annotated as high density lipoprotein binding protein b. The record is from RefSeq and is a predicted model, not a curated record. Gene Ontology annotation, molecular function: mRNA binding. Bases 156 to 3968 code for a protein of 1270 amino acids. Lineage: Eukaryota; Metazoa; Chordata; Actinopteri; Gonorynchiformes; Chanidae. The transcript is spliced from 28 exons.
ACACCAUCAAAUGUAUUCUUGUACAUUUUGCUUUAUUUCGUCCUAUACGGAGUAAAAAUACAGACAUACACUGAAGCGCUUACAGUAGCCACCUUCAGGACGGACUCUCUGGCUUCUGACCUUUUGGAGUGGAAUAGCGGAAUAACCCUUGUAACAUGAGCUCAGUGGCUGUGUUGACCCAGGAGAGCUUUGCAGAGCACCGCAGUGGGCUGAAGGAUGAGGAGAUCACAGGUAGUGGUGUUCCUGAGGAUGAGGCCUACAUCCCCACCUACCUGGAGGCUUUCCCCCCACUGCCUGAGAAAGGUGCCUCAGGAGAGAAAUCUGGUGAACCUGCAGGGGCCUGGAGCAAAAUUCGACCCAUCAAAGCAUCUGUUAUCACACAGGUGUUCCAUGUGCCCCUGGAGGAGCGGCGUUAUAAGGACAACAGUCAGUUUGGGGAGGGUGAGGAGGCUAAAGUGUGUCUGGACAUCAUGCAGAGGACUGGAGCGCACAUCGAACUUUCUCUGGCCAAAGACCAAGGCCUCUCCAUCAUGGUCACAGGAAAGCUGGACUCUGUCAUGAAGGCUCGGAAGGAGAUUGUGGCUCGGCUCCAAACUCAGGCCUCGGCCACAGUCACCAUUCCCAAAGAACACCAUCGCUUUGUGAUCGGGAAGAACGGAGAGAAGCUUCAGGAACUGGAGCUGAAGACGGCCACUAAGAUCGCCAUUCCGCGCCCAGACGACCCGAGCGCCAACAUCCGCAUCACUGGCACCAAGGAGGGGAUUGAGAAAGCCCGACACGAGAUCCUUCUCAUCUCUGCUGAGCAGGAUAAGCGUGCGGUGGAGCGUCUGUCUCUGGAGAAGGCCUUUCACCCAUUCAUCGCGGGAGCGUAUAACCGGCUGGUGCAGGAGCUGAGUCAGGAGACGGGGGCUCGCAUCAGCAUCCCCCCGCCAAGCCUGCACAAGGAUGAGAUCGUCAUCACCGGAGAGAAGGAGGCGGUCGCCAUGGCAAUCGCCCGCAUCCGUGCCAUCUAUGAGGAGAAGAAACGAAAGACCACUACUAUCUCGGUGGAGGUGAAAAAGUCGCAGCACAAGUACAUAGUGGGACCAAAGGGCAACACCCUGCAGGAGAUCAUGGAAAGCACUGGUGUGUCUGUGGAGAUGCCACCUCUGGACUCCAGCUCUGAGACCAUCAUCCUCCGGGGUGAACCCGACAAACUAGGCCCUGCCCUCACACAAGUUUAUGCCAAGGCUAAGAGUGUGAUGGUGGUGGAGGUGACGGCUCCAGCCUGGCUCCAUCGCUUCAUCAUCGGCAAGAAAGGACAGAACAUCAGCCGCAUCACACAGCAACUCCCCAAGGUGCACAUAGAGUUCACUGACGGUGAGGAGAGAAUCAGUUUGGAGGGGCCGACAGAGGAGGUGGAGCAGGCCCAGGCUCAAAUUCAGGAAAUCAUCAAAGACCUGAUGUCGCGGAUGGAUUACGCUGAGGUGAACAUUGACCAGCGAUUCCAUAGACACCUCAUUGGCAAGAAUGGGGCCAACAUAAACCGGAUUAAGGAGCAGUAUAAGGUGUCAGUGAGGAUUCCACAGGACUCCGACCGAAGUGGACUGGUCCGCAUUGAAGGAGACCCUCAGGGAGUCCAGCUGGCCCGCAGAGAGCUCAUGGACAUGGCCCAGCGGAUGGAAAAUGAACGCACCAAAGACCUGAUCAUUGAACAGAAGUUCCAUCGUACAAUCAUCGGCCAAAAGGGUGAAAAGAUCAAAGAAGUGCGGGACAAGUUCCCAGAGGUGAUUAUCAAUUUCCCUGAUCCGUCGCAAAAGAGUGACAUUGUGCAGCUCCGUGGGCCCAAGAACGAGGUGGAAAAAUGCGCCAAGUUCCUACAGAAACUCAUCGCUGACCUGGUUGAAAACAGCUUUACGAUCUCUGUUCCCAUCUUCAAGCAGUUUCACAAAAACAUUAUUGGCAAAGGUGGUGCUAACAUCAAGAAGAUCCGCGAGGAGACGAACACAAAGAUUGAUCUGCCCACGGAGAACAGUGACUCUGAGAUGAUUGUCAUCACGGGUAAAAAGGCAAACUGUGAGGCAGCACGCGAUCGCAUUCUGGCCAUCCAAAGAGACCUGGCGAACAUUAAAGAGACAGAAGUGAGUAUCCCGGCAAAGCUGCAUAACUCUCUGAUUGGCUCAAAGGGCUGUUUGGUUCGCUCCGUGAUGGAAGACUGUGGGGGCGUACACAUCCAUUUCCCCUCCGAGGGCUCCGGGUCAGAUAAAGUCACCAUCCGUGGCCCCGCCGGAGAGGUGGAACGAGCCAAAAAACAACUGCUGCAACUAGCUGAGGAGAAGCAAGUGAACAACUUCACCGUCGAACUGCAAGCCAAACCAGAAUACCACAAAUUCUUGAUCGGGCGAGGUGGAGCAAACAUUCGCCGUGUUCGGGAUCGAACUGGUGCUCGAAUUAUCUUUCCAUCACCAGACGAACCCGAACAAGAGCUCAUCACCAUAGUAGGCAGAGAGGAGGCUGUCCGGCUCGCCCAGAAAGAGCUGGAAACCCUCGUCAAAAACCUGGAUAAUGUGAUAGAGGACACCAUGGUGGUGGAUCCGCGGCAUCAUCGUCACUUUGUAUGUAGGCGAGGGCAAGUUCUGAGGGAACUUGCGGAGGAGUAUGGGGGAGUUGCUGUCAGUUUUCCCCGCACUGGCGUGCAGAGUGAUCGAAUCACGCUUAAGGGGGCCAAAGACUGCGUGGAGGCUGCCAAAAGACGCAUCCAAGAGAUCAUUGAGGAUCUGGAGGCUCAGGUGAGUGUGGAGGUGGCUAUCUCUCAGCGGUACCACAGAGCAGUCAUGGGCCCCAAGGGGUGCAGAAUCCAGCAGAUCACACGAGAACAUGAGGUCCAGAUCAAAUUUCCAGAGAGGGACGAGUCUGCAGGUCAGGAGCCCUCUCCAUUAGAGAAUGGAGACACCAGCCCAGAUGCCAACUUUGUGCCCCGAAAGGGUGACAUCAUCACCAUUUCAGGCCGAGCAGAGAAGUGUGAGCUGGCACGGGUGGCCCUACUGGCUCUGGUCCCUGUGACAGUGGACGUGGAGGUGUCCUAUGACCUCCACCGCUACAUUAUUGGGCAGAAGGGCAGCGGAAUCAGAAAAAUGAUGGAGGACUAUGAGGUGAAUAUUUGGGUUCCUCAGCCAGAGCAACAGUCUGACAUCAUAAAGAUAACGGGUCAGGUGACCAACGUGGAGCGAGCCAAACAGGGCCUGCUGGAGCGGGUCAAAGAGCUACAGGCAGAGCAAGAGGACCGGGCUUUAAGAAGCUACAAAGUUACCCUCUCUGUCCACCCCAAAUAUCACCCCAAGAUCAUUGGCCGUAAAGGUGCCGUCAUUUCCCAGAUACGCAAAGAUCAUGACGUUAACGUGCAGUUCCCAGACAAGGGCGAUGAGCACCAGGUGUGUGAUCUGAUCGUGAUCUCUGGUUAUGAGCGAAAUGCUGAGGAGGCAAAGGCAGCUAUAGAGCAGCUGGUCUCUACCCUGCAGGAGAUGGUGAGUGAGGAUGUACAGCUGGACCACCGCGUCCACGCUCGCAUCAUCGGCACCCGCGGCAAGGCCAUCCGCAAGCUCAUGGAAGAGUUCAAGGUGGAUAUCCGCUUCCCCCAGCCGGGCUCAGAUGACCCAGACAAAGUGACCGUGACAGGGCUGCCUGAGAAUGUGGAUAACGCCAUUGACCAUCUCCUCAACCUGGAGGAAGAAUAUAUGUUGAGUGUGACUGAGACAGAGACCAUGGCAGCCUAUAUGAAGCCGUCUCGUGGAGUAGGAGGAGGUGGAGGUGGAGGAGUAGGGGCGGAUGAUGACGGCAGGAGCCCUGCCAAGGGUUUUGUAGUGCGGGACGCCCCGUGGAACGCCCCAGGCAACAAGGCUCCUGACAUGAGCAGUGCAGAGGACUUCCCAACCUUUGGCUCUGGAGUAGCACCUAAACAGAUGUCCGCCUGGGGACCCAAGAAGUUUUAAACACCAGAGACGUUAGGAUGGAGAUGAUGAGAGACUUAAAACCACGCUUUAGUCCAACAAGCACACACAGC